GCAGCGCGGAGCGGAGCCGAAGUGCCACGAUGACGGCGAACGGAACGGCGGAGCCGGUGCAGAUCCAGUUCGGACUGAUCAACUGCGGCAACAAGUACCUGACGGCGGAGGCGUUCGGCUUCAAGGUGAACGCGUCGGCCGCCAGCAUGAAGAAGAAGCAGAUCUGGACGCUGGAGCAGGACGGGGAGGAUUCCAGCGCGGUGCUGCUCAAGAGCCACCUGGGCCGCUACCUGGCAGCCGACAAAGACGGCCGCGUGAGCUGCGACAGCGAGGAGCCGGGCCCCGACUGCCGCUUCCUGGUGGUGGCCCACGGCGACGGGCGGUGGUCGCUGCAGUCCGAACCGCACCGCCGCUUCUUCGGCGGCACCGAGGACCGCCUGUCGUGCUUCGCCCCGUCCGUGUCCCCCGCCGAGAAGUGGAGCGUGCACCUGGCCAUGCACCCGCAGGCCAACCUCUACAGCCUGGCCCGCAAGCGUUACGCGCACCUGGGGCCGCGCCGCGACGAGCUGGCCGUGGACCGCGACGUGCCGUGGGGAGUGGACGCGCUCAUCACGCUGCUCUUCGUGGAGCAGCGCUACAGCCUGCAGAGCUGCGACCACCGCCUGCUGCGGGCCGACGGCCGCCUGGUGCCCUCCGCCGAGCCCGGCACCGCCUUCACGCUGGAGUUCCGCUGCGGGAAAGUGGCGUUCCGCGACGGGGAGGGCCGCUACCUGGCGCCGUCGGGGCCCAGCGGGACGCUGAAGGCGGGGAAGAGCAGUAAGGUGGGGAAGGAUGAGCUGUUCGCGCUGGAGCAGAGCUGCCCGCAGGUCGUGCUGCGCGCUGGGAACGACCGGAACGUGUCCACCCGGCAAGGUGAGGGCCGUGGGGGGAGCGGGACGCGCGCGGGUGACCCGGGGACGAGGAGCGUCGCGGCCCCGCGGUGCUCUCGGCUGCGCCCGCAUCCGUCGGGCAUCGCCGCCCCAUCGCCGCAGCGGACAUCGCUGCUCCCGGUGCCCCCCCGCAUCCCCGCGGCAGGGCGGCCUCCCCCGCUCCUCUCCCGCAGGAUCCCCGCUUCUCUCCACAGACACCUCCUUUGGAUCUCUGCUCCCUCCGAAGCCCCCGUCUCUCCAUGA
Molecule: messenger RNA, 1112 nt
Organism: Lagopus leucura (white-tailed ptarmigan)
Lineage: Eukaryota; Metazoa; Chordata; Aves; Galliformes; Phasianidae
Product: fascin-like
Exons: 1
Coding region: 30-1112 (360 amino acids)
Biological process (GO): cell migration; actin filament bundle assembly; establishment or maintenance of cell polarity
Cellular component (GO): filopodium; ruffle; cell projection membrane
Molecular function (GO): actin filament binding; protein-macromolecule adaptor activity
Source: RefSeq, a predicted model, not a curated record